AUGGCGGCGGCGAUGGCGAGCAUCGGGAUCAUGGACGGCGCCUACUUCGUCGGGAGGGGCGAGAUCCUGCACUGGAUCAAUGCCACCCUCCAGCUCUCCCUCACCAAGGUCGAGGAGGCGGCGUCUGGGGCCGUGCAGUGCCAGCUGAUGGAUAUGGUUCACCCUGGAGUGGUGUCGAUGCAUAAGGUCAAUUUCGAUGCGAAGACAGAGUAUGAUAUGAUCCAGAACUACAAGGUUCUUCAGGAUGUGUUCAACAAGCUGCGCAUAGGCAAGAACAUUGAGGUCAACAAGCUUGUUAAAGGACGGCCAUUGGACAACUUGGAGUUUCUUCAGUGGUUGAAAAGAUAUUGCGAUUCUGUGAAUGGUGGAAUUAUGAAUGAAAACUACAGUCCUGUGGAAAGGAGGUCUAAGGGAUGCAAAGAACGUGGCUCAAAGGGUUUCAAUAAGCAAUCCAAAUCACUCCAAGCCAAUAGGCUUUCUGGUACUGAUUCAGCAGAUGGAGGCCCUGGAGUUGGAAAAGUCUGUAACACUUUUUCUGAAGACCAUUACAUAGAACAGAUUCAGAAGUUGUCUGAAAAGAUUGCAGACCUGAAAGUUUCUGUCGAUAGUACUGAAAAAGAAAGAGACUUCUACUUCUCGAAGUUGCGUGAUAUUGAGAUACUGUGUCAACGACCUGAGUUAGAGCAUCUCCCGAUGACUAAGGCGGUUCGGAAGAUACUUUAUGCAGCUGAUGCAAAGGAUUCACCGCUACCUGAGGCGAAUGAUAUAAUCACCAAGUCGCCAAGCUUGUUCUCAAGUGAAACUGAGUGA
This is a messenger RNA of Miscanthus lutarioriparius, 810 nucleotides long. NCBI's taxonomy places the organism in Eukaryota, Viridiplantae, Streptophyta, Magnoliopsida, Poales, Poaceae. The record is from the annotation of a GenBank genome assembly.